UCUGCUGGCACGCGACGUUUUUUUUCAGGAAUAUUUCAUGUUUUUGGGGGUUUUUUUCCAGGAAUAUUUCAUGUGUUUUGGGGGUUUUUUUCCAGCAGAAAGACAAAAAUCAAGUUUUGCGUUUUGGUGAUGUAUCGUGUUUUCCUGGCUGCCGCCCUGCUGGCUUGUUGUACAGGAGAGUCCUCCGUGCAUGGUCCCCCAGAGAAGGUCCUGGCCUCUGCUGGUGGGGAUGUCAUUCUGCCCUGCAGUUUCAGCAUCACCGCCAGCGAUGACUUUCCAACGGUGGAGUGGUCCAAGAAAGACCUGCAGCCAGACGUCGUCUUCUUGUACCAGAAUCACUGUGAGACUUAUGCGAUGAAGAAUCCGGCCUUCAAGUACAGGACCAGCCUCAUUAUGGAAGAACUGCAAAACAGGAACGUCUCGUUACGGAUCUCCAACGUGCAGCUGUCUGAUGCAGGGAGAUACCAGUGCAAGAGGAUCUGGGGGAACGCCCCCCACGACAUUACGACAGUGGAGCUUGUUGUGGGUGCAGUUUCUGAGCCCAAACUCUCGGUGAUGAUUUCAGCCGAGAGCGGAGGGGUGACUCUUCAGUGUGAGGCGGACUGCUGGCUGUCGGAGCCUGAGAUCACCUUUCUGGAUGAUCGCGGAAACAGCAUCCCUGCUGAUGAGCAAAGAAGACGUGAAGAUGUCAGUGGGUGUUGCACUGUGAGUCGAAGAGUGACUCUCCAGGAUGCUUCCAGCAGGGUCACCUGCAGAGUUCACCAGCCGGAGAUCAACCAGACCAGGGACACACACAUUUCUAUACCAGUUCACUACAUACAGUCCUGCUUUCUAACCGCUGGCAUCGCUGUUGGACUGGUUUUACUUCUAGUAGCAGCCUUGGGUGGACUAACGGUCUUUUUAUGGAAGAGAUGUGGCAAAUGUGCGGGACAGAAACUGCCAGUGAGCAGGCAGUCAUCAGAUCAAAGCAGAGUGAGCAGUACCUCUGGAAAUCAACCGCUUCUGCAGAGCGUCAGGGCUGAGACGGCCGACAACCGCACCAUUCAGAAGCUGACGAGAGACGUGGCUGACCUCAAGUCCAAGCUUCAAGAGAAAGAAGACACCAUUCGCCAACUACAGAACAACAACAAACCUCAGCAAAGUCCUGUUGUUUGCCAUCUUGACCAGCCAACGAUCGCGUGCAGUCCUGCAGCCUCAACCAACAGCCACCCUCCAGCAUUUGGCAGCUUACCCCAGAAUCAGGGUCCGAAACCUGGCAUCUCGCAACAAAACAGCACUCGUGCGCCUGGCCGCCCGAUCCCAGGAAUGAAUCGUGCCAACAGCAGCCCUGCUGUGUUGAGCUUUGAUGACGCACUGUGCAGUUCUUCUUCAGCCAACACUUCAAAGAAAAAGCUCGGCGAUAUCCGUCGUUGUAAGAGUGAGUCAGCUCAGCCCCGUCCAAACAUUCCCAAACUUCAGCGUCGACAUUCCUUUGCGCCUACAUUGUCGACCCUGUCUAAUAACCGCUUCACACCCCUGGCAAAUUUAUCAGAGGAAGCGGAGCUGUUAGUGCCGUGAGACAGGAGCACAAAGCAGUAAAAGUUUCAGUCUUGCAUUUUCUGAAACCUUAGCAAAUAAAAAAACAAAUGAUAAUGAUUUUUGUAAUUUGGGUGAACUGACCCGUUAAAACCCUGUUAUCAUAGUAUAUAGUAAAACACGGUUGUCUAUAAGAAAAUAAGCUCUCACUAUAUAUAUAUAUAUAUAUAUAUAUUUUUUUUUUUUUUUUUUUCUAAUAACAACUCAGGCAUUUUAAUUAACUCAAAACAAGCAGGUACUUGCAACAGAUUGAAAAAGUGACUUCAGCUUUUUAGCUCACGUGAUAUUUUGCAGACUUUGUUUCCCCCAGUUUCCAGUCUUUACGCUAAGCUAAGCUAAGCUAACCAGGUGCUGCCUCCGGCUACAUAUCUACCGCACAGACAUGAGAGAGGUAGAAAUCUUCUCAUCUAAUUCUUGGCAAGAAAGCGAAUAAGCAUUAUUUCCCAAAAUCUCAAACUUCGCCAUUAAGCAUAAGCGAGCUUGUAUUUUUUAUGCUCUAUUUUAAGCUUGACUUUCCUCCCACGUGCCUGCCAUAAGACAGGUUCAGCCAAUCACAACAAGCGACACUACACAUGACGACAGCUACACAGCAACAAAGCGGCUAGCGCUCUUUGAUAAGAACCGCACUCAGAUUGUGGCACAGGCCCAGUUAGCAGUUACCAAAGUCCACAAAGGUACACAGGUGCUGCAGCAGUGCACGCGUCACCUACAGCUGGGUCAUCUGUACUGUUUACAUGAUAGAAACUGGAACAGCUCUUUGCCACGGCCUCUUAAAUUCAUCUUAGCAGACCCUGGAUUAAAUAGCCCUUUGUCUCUGGGUUUUAGCUGCUACCUGCUUGCUAAAAUGGGUAUAGCUGAUGUCAGAGCUCUUUAAACUGGCUCUCUGUCAUUUUGUACUUAUGUCCUUUAUUGAAAUAACUGGGGAAAACGUUUUAAAUUUGCCUCACAAUAGAUGUAAAUACUUUUGAUGUGACCAUUUUUAUUGUUACUUAGUGCCAAGCUUUAUGUACCGACAAAGGACUUGACACCUGCAGGUUGUUUCACAGUGUCUUUAUGGAGAGCAUGUUUAUAUGAAAACGACACCGCAGGUUAUCACCAUAAAUCUUUGGAGGCUGCACAUGCAGGACAAGAAGGUCCUUUUGUUUUCCUAACAACUGUCAGGUUUGAUUUUUAUGCAUUUAUCUUUGUUUUUACCUGCAGCUGCCACUUUCUGCUCACUUUGUGUGCAUUUCUACCGGUGUCAGGCACAUAACCUUUAUUUAAUGUGUUAAGAUAAGAUUUGAUGUCUGGGGUUGUAUAUAAGGGCUUCUGUAUUUAAAAUGUCUUUGUAUUUGUGAUAAAGUAUUGAUUCUUAAUUUAAUUCAAAUAUCUUAAUUUUUGUAUGGAUUAUGUAAAUAAGAAUACAUUUUUAUGUGUUUUACAACUGCCCUUUUUUAUGUCCACUACACUCUGUUGUGAAAUAAAGCACUUUGUUUAA
Molecule: messenger RNA, 3052 nt
Organism: Siniperca chuatsi (mandarin fish)
Lineage: Eukaryota; Metazoa; Chordata; Actinopteri; Centrarchiformes; Sinipercidae
Product: butyrophilin subfamily 3 member A2-like
Exons: 7
Coding region: 130-1557 (475 amino acids)
Source: RefSeq, a predicted model, not a curated record